AUGCGGUGCUUCGUGCUUCUCUCCGUCGUGACCCUUUUCCUUGUGGCGCGACCGGCCGAUGGCUUCCCUCCUAUUACCCAGUAUCGAGGCCUCUUCUGGCGGUUUCUGGACGCGAUACAAGACGGGCAGCAGUCUCGAUACAGUGCGAGCAUGUACAGUAGCGGAAACGGCGCCGAUUCCAAAGCUGCGUCCCCUUUCGGCAUGAGAGCCGUUCGAGACAACAAUCUCACAGGCAAUUUUGGAUCAGCUUACAGCGAGGCAGCAUCUGCUCUCGCGACAGCAACAAGCUAUCUAAGCGAUCACCCAACAAGACGAAAAACACAAGAGGACACUUUCACUCCCGGCUCUUGCUCCGACUACGAGGGAGCUGCCUAUAUCAAGGUCUAUACUGCAGACGACAUUGCGCGCCGCCUCAACUACCCGCGAAAGCGCACCGUCAUCUUGGAGCUAAAUAAGAACCUCGUUCUCGACAAGGGUCUGCUGUUCGACUCGCGCUACUCGUGCACUGUUCUGCGUUCCAACAACAUAACCGGAUCCGGUUUUAAGAUCUCUUAUUUCGGAGCGGAUCAGCCUGUAUUGCGGAUAUGGAACACCAGCAACGUGCUUGUACUGGGAGUGAGCUUUUCCCUCGGAGUUCGCACCUCGUCUCCCCAGUGCGUCGGUGUUCCCGAGAACGGCGUCGGGGUAAAUUGCCCUACAAUACACGUCUACAGGAGUUACGGGAUUCAGAUUGCUAAAGGAACAGUGUUCGGGCGCAUUGACUUGUUUCGAAGCAUGUCAUCACGCGUCGACUCCAUGCGCGUCACGGGAGUUCCCGUGUUCAACAAGUCUCCGGGCGUGAUUCGCGUCGCCAUGAGCGGCCAUGGGCCCACGCUGGAGAAGUCGUAUAUCGCGAUCACCAAUAACGAGGUCUACGGUGUCGACACCCCAAUCGUGCUGUACCAGGGCGCCAUCGGCGUGAUAGUGCGAAACAACUACGUGCACGACUUCAUAUUCGCGGGCAUCCGCUGCGGCGCGGACGUGCACUACGCCGCGGACUGCGUGCUCGCCACCAUCUCGUACAACAUCGUGGUGGCUGCUGGGACUAACAGAUCGGGGGAUCAAGAUGCUGCGGGCAUCUACUUCUGCACGCACUGGUUCAGCCCUGCGAACCUGGCGGAGUGCAACUACGUGUUCAACGGGGACCACUGCUACUACCUGGACUAUGUCACCUCGGGCGUGACGGUGAAUGGCGGGGCGUGUGUGGGCACCUAUGACGGUAUCAAGGUCAACAACGGCAAGUGGAACUCCAUAGACAACAUAAUCAUCAAGGACGUGGCAGGCAUGCCCGGCUGGUGCACCUGUUUCACACCCACCGUCAACAACUGCGCCAAACGCCCAGGCACCUACUGGGAAGCCAUGCGGAAGAAAUACUACGACACGCCACUGUUUCGCUCGCAAUGGCCCUGGUGGGAUAGCGUGUGCCAGGACCGGUCCAUUCGAGGCAAGCUGUGCAAUAUUGGCCGCAAAGGCACGCUUUCAGGGAGGGAGACUGGGUAUUGCAGCGGCCUUCCAACGGAUAAUUUUGUUCGGCUUAUAGUCGCUAACGGGACGCGUGAUAUGGGGUAUAAGUAUUGCGAGGUGCUGCCGACGGUGGAGGAGGGGACAUUCAACAAGCACCAGAUGGUGAACCUCACAGAUAUCCCCUCUGCAGCGUUCUUCGAUUACGCGCAGAAUGACUUUGGAGUGUACAAGCGCUCGUCGCUGCUCAAGAAUCUACCGAACUUUAAAGCCUGCCCGAGAUGGGCGGUUGGGCCAAGGAGAGUAGACGAGAAUUUCUAUCUGGCGAACUACAAUCACCCGGAGCCGCCCGCGUUCCAAUUGGUGAUUAACAUGCAGACGACGCAUAUCAUUGAUCGGGCGCUGCAGGCUUCGUUGAAAUGA
Messenger RNA from Closterium sp. NIES-65, 1923 nucleotides. The record is from the annotation of a GenBank genome assembly. Lineage: Eukaryota; Viridiplantae; Streptophyta; Zygnematophyceae; Desmidiales; Closteriaceae.